AUGGAUGGAAGUCAACUGGAGAGGCACGGCAUGGGUUCUGUCAAGUGCCAGAAUGAGACCCUCGGGAGGAGUUUUGAACUUGGGGAAGGAGGAGAACAUGACGCUGGUGAGAACGGCCUGGUCAUCACGUGGCUCAAAGGGAAGGACCCUCUGCUGGUCACCUGGCUCUCAGCAUGUCAGGAGACUGUCCCUGAAAUUGGAGCUGAGCCACCCAGCAACCUGGGGGACCCCGUGCGGGGCAGUCAGCACAAACACAGACGCCCUUGUGUUCAGGAACGAGAUCCAAAAAGCAUUUGGCUGGUGCAUGGAAGCCCAGCAGCCCAGCCUGCUUGUUCUGACCACCUUUGUACCUGGAUUCCAAGCAAAGUGGGUGUGCAUGGAGGCUGGUCUGUUCCUUACCUGCGCCUGGGAACUGAUCACAGGCACCUUCCUGGCCACACCCCCCAAGCAGUGACUGGAGGUAGGCUUCUUGCAGAGGAAGGCCCAGAGGGGCCCACGGAGAACCUGUGGGUCAGGUUUCAGGAGCAGAGGCAGAACAAGGAGGCUGCGGAGCUGCUGGCGGCCACUAGAUGGCAGUCCAUCCCCCGGGAUGCAGUGGCCAUGCCGGCCAGAAAGGAUGCUGCCCAAGCUGUGCCAGGAGCAGGAAGUGCCAGAGUUGAAUGGGGCGCUCCAGGCUCUGAUGACCCCCGUGGUUUUCAGUGUCGGCUCUUCUCAACCACACCUCAAGCCCUAGGCGGCACAGUAGAAGCCACUGGAUUUGGGUUUUACUGCCAGGUUUCAAGUGAUGGAAGCCUAUAUUGUAAUCUAACGUGAAUUAAAACGCACUUCUUAUGGGGGCUAGCUGAGAAUGGUGAUAUCUCAUUCAGGAAUAGGCAUGCUCUGUUCCCAGGGAGGUCCACAAUUUCUGCUUCCGGGCCGCCACAUGGCUCUGUAACGCGGGUUGAGAUAGUUAAUGGCUUUUUAUUUGUGUAUGCGGUUUGUACUAAGAUUUUUACCGGGAGCCUUAGACUAUUGAUUCUUUGAUUUCUGAAAGAUACUCGUGUAGGUAAAAAAAUGACUAAUGAUUUGAGGAACUUGUACCAUUUCUUUUUUUUCUCCUGAAUCACAGGG
Molecule: messenger RNA, 1110 nt
Organism: Eptesicus fuscus (big brown bat)
Lineage: Eukaryota; Metazoa; Chordata; Mammalia; Chiroptera; Vespertilionidae
Exons: 5
Coding region: 1-813 (270 amino acids)
Source: RefSeq, a predicted model, not a curated record